ACUGACCAUAUGCUUAUGGUCAUUGGAACAAUUACUGCUAUUGGAAGUGGAAUCGCCAUGCCUCUUCAGACAUUGAUCUUUGGAGAGCUAAUAGACGUAUUUGGAGGGACUCCUGAUAACAAGGCCAUUGUUCAUCAAGUUUCCAAGGUAUCUCUAAAAUACGUCUACUUGGCUCUGGGGGCUGGUGCUGCAGCAUUUCUUCAGGUAGGUUGCUGGAUGGUGAAUGGAGAGAGGCAGUCUGCACGAAUCAGAAGAUUAUACUUGAAAACAAUAUUGAGGCAAGACGUGGGGUAUUUUGAUCAAGAAACCAAGACUGGAGAAAUCGUGGAACGUACGUCUGGUGAUACUACAAUUAUUCAUAACGCUAUGGGAGAAAAGGUUGGAAAAUUUAUACAGUUGACUUCAACAUUCUUUGGAGGGUUUGUGAUUGCUUUUUCACAGGGGUGGCUUCUAUCCCUUGUGUUAUUAUCUUCAAUUCCUCUUGUCGUGAUUUCAUCUGCAUUUGUUACGGUUAUCAUGGCAAAGUUAAUGUCCAGGGGACAAGCUGCUUAUUCUGAUGGAGCCACCGUAGUUGAACAGACAAUUAGCACUAUCCAAACUGUUGUUUCAUUCACUGGGGAGAAACAAGCUAUUGCCAAGUAUAGAAAAUCUCUUACAAAAGCUUACAGGGCUGGGGUGCAAGAAGGGUUGGUUGCUGGAUUUGGUUCGGGUAUAUUGAUGUUCAGUGUAUUCUGUUGCUACUCGUUAGCAAUAUGGUUUGGUGGCAGAAUGAUUAUAGAAAAAGGAUAUACUGGCGGACAGGUCAUAAAUAUAAUGCUCGCCGUCUUAUAUAGUUCCUUUUCGUUAGGGCAGGCUUCACCGUGCUUGAGUGCAUUUACCGCUGGAAGAGUUGCAGCCUUUAAACUAUUCCAGGUAAUACAUAGAAAGUCAAAGAUAGAUCCUUUUGCCACAACUGGUCAGAAACUGGACGACAUUCGUGGUGAUAUUGAACUAAGGGAUGUUACUUUUAGCUAUCCAUCUAGACCGAAUGAGAUGAUAUUUGAAGGGUUUUCUCUUGUGGUACCAAGUGGCACAACCACAGCUUUAGUUGGAGAAAGUGGAAGUGGGAAGUCAACCGUAAUUAGCCUCAUAGAAAGGUUCUAUGACCCUCAAGGAGGUGAAGUUCUUAUCGAUGCCAUAAAUAUCAAAGACUACCAACUGAGAUGGCUUAGAGGAAAGAUUGCUCUUGUCAGCCAGGAACCCGUUUUGUUCAGUUCCACUAUUAAAGAUAAUAUUGCUUACGGAAAAGAUGGUGCAACACUUGAAGAAAUCGAAGCGGCAGCUAAGAUUGCUAAUGCUACAAAUUUUAUAAAGAAAUUCCCCCAGGGACUAGACACUAUGGUUGGUUCGCAUGGAAGUCAUAUGUCGGGAGGACAAAAGCAGAGGAUCGCAAUAGCCAGGGCAAUCUUAAAAGACCCAAAGAUUUUACUAUUGGAUGAAGCUACAAGUGCUCUUGAUGCAGAGUCAGAGAGGAUUGUUCAGGAGGCACUUGAUAGAAUCAUGAUUAACCGUACGACCAUUAUUGUUGCCCACCGAUUGAGCACAAUAAAAAAUUCUGAUGUAAUCGCCGUUAUUCACCAUGGCAAGAUUGUAGAGAAAGGUUCACAUUUUGAGCUAUUAGAAGGCGCAUACAGCCAGCUUUUACAAUUACAAGAGCUCAACAAUUACUCGGAAAGGAAAGGAGGUGAUCAGGACAGCCCAGAGAUUAUUGUGACUUCUGGAAGAUAUACAAGUGAUCACUCCAACUCUAUUUUAAGACAAGAAUCAUCUAAUAUUAGUAAAAGUACUCGCCUUUCAUUUUCCAUCAAUGGUAUUGAGGUACCGAGACAUGAUAAACAAACAGUAACUUACACGGCUCCAAAUGUCUCACUUCUUCGCCUGGUCUAUAUGAACAAGCCAGAAAUCUUAGUAUUACUAUUAGGUUCUGUAGCAGCUGUAAUUAGCGGUAUCAUCUUACCUAUAUACGGGUAUCUUAUUUCAGUUAUUGUAAAGACUUUUUUUAAACCAGCUCAUGUGCUUCGGAAGGAUUCAGAAUUUUGGGCCUUGAUGCUUUUUAUACUUGGUUUGGCAUAUUUCAUUGCAACACCAGUAAGAACGUAUUGUUUUGGUGUAGCCGGUUGUAAGCUGAUAAGAAGAAUUCGACUACAAUGCUUUGAAAAAGUGCUUCAGAUGGAGAUAAGUUGGUUUGACAAAACAGAGAAUUCUAGUGGUAUGAUUGGUGCAAAGCUGUCUGCAGAUGCAGCUUCCGUGAGAAGUUUGGUAGGAGAUAGUCUUUCGUUACUUGUUCAGAGCACAGCUACCGCGCUGGCAGGUUUAAUAAUAGCUUUUUUGGGGAACUGGCAGUUGGCUUUUAUAGUUUUAGCAAUGUUACCACUAAUAGGACUUCAUGGAUAUCUUCAAGUGAAAUUUGUUAAUGGCUUUAGUGGGGAUACAAAGGAGGCAAGUCAAAUUGCAAGUGAUGCCAUAGGAAGCUUUAGAACAGUUGCUUCAUUUUGUGCCGAAGAUAAGGUGAUGGAGUUAUACGAAAAGAAAUGUGAAGGGCCUCAAAAAGAAGGAAUUAAACAAGGGGUAGUAAGCGCUGCAGGAUUUGGGCUGUCGUCGUUUUUGUUAUUUGUAGUAUAUGCAACCAGCUUUUAUAUUGGAGCACGGUUCGUUGCUGCAGGGAAAACUACAUUCCCUAAAGUUUUUCAGGUAUUUUUGGGCUUGAGUUUGGCGGCCAUAAGUGUUUCUCAAUCAGGUUCCAUUUAUCCAGACACUGGAAAAGCCAAAACUGCUGUUGCUUCAAUUUUUGCUCUUCUUGACCAGAAAUCAAAAAUAGACCAUUCAGACAAGACUGGGACUACUUUAGAAAAUGUAAAAGGCGAUAUCAUGUUUAGUCAUGUUAGCUUUAGGUAUCCAUCUAGACCCGAAAAUCAAAUCUUCAGGGACUUGUGUUUGGACAUUGGUUCUGGCCAGACUGUAGCACUUGUUGGUGAAAGUGGAAGUGGGAAAUCAACUGUGGUAUCUCUCCUGCAAAGGUUCUAUGAUACCGAUUCAGGUGAGAUAUUGAUUGAUGGAGUUGAGAUCAAAAAGCUAAACGUAAAAUGGUUAAGGCAGCAGAUGGGUUUAGUGAGCCAAGAGCCUGUCUUGUUUAAUGAAACCAUCCGUGUUAACAUUGCAUAUGGAAAGGAAGGCAAAGCCACGGAAACAGAAGUCUUAGCUGCUGCAGAAUUGGCUAAUGCCCACAAGUUCAUCAGUGGACUACAAAAUGGGUAUGAUACAAGUGUAGGAGAAAAAGGAAUCCAACUAUCUGGAGGGCAAAAACAAAGAGUGGCAAUAGCAAGGGCGAUCGUAAAGGCUCCAAAGAUUUUGCUACUAGACGAAGCAACUAGCGCGCUAGAUGCUGAAUCUGAGAAAGUCGUACAAGAUGCACUUGACCGAGUUAUAGUACAAAGAACCACUGUGGUGGUGGCUCACAGGCUAUCCACAAUCCAGGGAGCAGAUGUUAUAGCUGUCGUAAAAGACGGUGUCAUUGCAGAGAAAGGGAAACACGAGACGCUUGUUACUAUCAAAGAUGGCAUCUAUGCUUCUUUAGUUGCAUUACAUACUAGUGCUUCUGCUUCUUAACAUAUGAUCAACUGUUACCCCAGUUGUCAUCCAAACAGCUUUUUUUUUCACUAUAUCUUUACUACAUUACGAGGGCUUAAUGGCCCGUGCUACGCACGUUGUAUUUUUUAUAUAUUGUUUACAUGUAU
Messenger RNA from Erigeron canadensis, 3773 nucleotides. Its product is annotated as ABC transporter B family member 11-like. The transcript is spliced from 12 exons. Gene Ontology annotation, molecular function: ATP binding; ATP hydrolysis activity; ABC-type transporter activity. Gene Ontology annotation, cellular component: membrane. NCBI's taxonomy places the organism in Eukaryota, Viridiplantae, Streptophyta, Magnoliopsida, Asterales, Asteraceae. The record is from RefSeq and is a predicted model, not a curated record. Bases 10 to 3645 code for a protein of 1211 amino acids. Gene Ontology annotation, biological process: transmembrane transport.